Molecule: messenger RNA, 2449 nt
Organism: Mesitornis unicolor (brown roatelo)
Lineage: Eukaryota; Metazoa; Chordata; Aves; Mesitornithiformes; Mesitornithidae
Gene: TBC1D23
Product: TBC1 domain family, member 23
Exons: 19
Coding region: 1-2199 (732 amino acids)
Biological process (GO): embryonic brain development; retrograde transport, endosome to Golgi
Cellular component (GO): trans-Golgi network
Source: RefSeq, a predicted model, not a curated record
AUGAAGGCUCGUAGUCUUCAGGAUGAAGGCUCAUUGUCUUCACCACUUUAUCAGAAAUACACAAAAACUUGCAGAUUGGAUGUACUUGAUGUCCUAGGAGACAACAACUUUGUAGAUACUAAAACCGAUGAUAUUCUUGGGAAAGGUUCAGCUGGUAGCAGCCUUGCUUCCAAUUUAGGCAAAAUAGGAAUGAUGGAAAAAGAUCUUGCAGACGCUCUAGAAGAAGGAGGCUGUGAUCUUGAAACUCUGAGAAACAUCAUUCAAGGAAGGAGGUUGCCUGCUGAUCUGAGGGCCAAAGUCUGGAAGAUUGCACUUAAUGUUGUAGGAAAGGGGGACAGCCUGGCAUCCUGGGAUGGCUCUUUAGACCUACCAGAACAGAGUGUAAUACAUAAGGAUUGCCAAGAGCUAAUUGACCAGUUGUCAGUGCCAGAAGAGGAGAAGUCAGUAUUAAUUCUGGAUAUUGAGUCUGUUAUUACUUUUUAUUGUAAAUCACGCAAUGUUAAAUACAGUUCUUGCCUUGGCUGGAUACAUCUACUCAAAUCUCUGGUGCACCUUCGUUUGCCACGGAGUGAUUUGUACAACUGCUUUUAUGCUAUCAUGAAUAAAUUCAUUCCAAGGGAUUGUUUUAUGAAGGGAAGACCGUUUCAUCUAUUUAGACUGCUUCUUCAAUACCAUGAGCCUGAACUCUGCUCCUUUCUUGAUACUAAGAAGAUGACUCCAGACUCAUAUGCACUCAACUGGCUUGGAAGCCUCUUCUCAUAUUACUGUUCAGCUGAAGUCACUCAAGCAAUAUGGGAUGGAUAUCUACAACAAGCAGAUCCAUUCUUUAUUUAUUUCUUAAUGUUAAUCAUCCUUGUCAAUGCAAAAGAUGUUAUCUUAGCACAGGAGUCAGAUAAAGAAGAAAUGAUAAAAUUCUUAGAAACUUCACCAGCUAAUCUCGAUUUGGAGGAUAUAGAAGAUCUCUUCUCUUUGGCACAAUAUUACUGUAGCAAAACUCCAGCUUCUUUCAGGAAGGACAACCACAGUCUUUUCGGCAGCAGCUUGCUGGCCCUCAAAGAUGAUGACACAGACUUGAGCCAGGCUCUCUGUCUAGCAGUUUCUGUGUCUGAGAUUCUUCAAGCAAAUCAGCAACAAGGAGAAGGAGUAAGGUUCUUUGUAGUGGAUUGUCGUCCUGCAGAGCAAUACAAUGCUGGGCAUUUAUCAACAGCUUUUCAUUUAGACUCAGAUUUGAUGCUUCAAAACCCAUCGGAAUUUGCACAGUCUGUAAAAUCCCUAUUAGAAGCACAAAAACAAUCUAUCGAGUCUGGCUCCAUAGCUGGUGGGGAACAUCUCUGCUUCAUGGGAAGUGGCAGGGAAGAAGAAGAUAUGUAUAUGAACAUGGUGCUAGCACACUUCUUACAGAAAAAUAAGGAGUAUGUCAGCAUUGCCAAAGGAGGAUUUAUGGCCCUCCAGCAGCACUUAGCAGAUAUCAAUGUGGAAGGACCAGAAAAUGGAUAUGGCCACUGGAUUGCUAGUACCUCAGGCUCGAGAAGUAACAUAAACUCCUCCGUUGAUGGUGAUUCUCCGAAUGGUUCAAGUGAUGGAAAAGGAGUAAAGUCCCUGGUGAAUAAAAUGACAAUAGCUUUGAAGACUAAAUCUGUGAAUGUGAAAGAAAAGGUUAUUAGUUUUAUUGAAAAUACAUCUACUCCAGUGGACAGACACGUCAGCAGCAGUGACAGAGUAGGAAAGCCCUACCGUGGUGUGAAACCAGUAUUCAGCAUCGGAGACGAAGAAGAAUACGAUACUGAUGAAAUUGAUAGCUCCUCGAUGUCAGAUGAUGAUCGAAAAGAGGUCGUCAACAUCCAAACAUGGAUAAACAAACCUGAUGUGAAGUAUAACUUCUCCUGUAAUGAAGUCAAAGAAAAUGGACAUAUGUUUCCCAGUCAUCUCCUAGUAACAGCAACUCAUAUGUACUGCUUGAGAGAGAUCCCAUCGCGAAAGGGACUGGCUUAUAUACAGUCUCGGCAGGCACUCAACUCUGUAGUCAAAAUCACAUCCAAGAAGAAACACCCAGAACUGAUCACCUUUAAAUACGGAAAUAGCAAUACUUCAGGCAUAGAAAUUCUGGCAGUUGAAAGGUAUUUGAUUGCAAAUGCAGGUGAUGCUACCAAAGCCAUAAAACAACAGAUCAUGAAGGUAUUGGAUGCCUUGGAGAGUUAAUAACUAAAGACUCUGUAGAGAACAGUUUAUAAAGAAGAAGCAACCAAGAUACUGUAUGUGGGCACAAGCUGACUGUUUCCCGACUGAAUACUAACUUAAGAGAAUUUUUAUGUUUGCUGAUGGGAGUGCCUGAGUAGCAGGCUUAAGAUAGGGUAAAUUAUUAUCAAUUUCUGAUCAGGAUUUUGAAUUUUUUGUUUUAUUUUUUUUUGUUUUGAAUAUACGUUCAUUAUAAAGGUCAGUUUGUUUCAUU